Hymenoscyphus albidus is the source of this 4181-nucleotide messenger RNA. The record is from the annotation of a GenBank genome assembly. NCBI's taxonomy places the organism in Eukaryota, Fungi, Ascomycota, Leotiomycetes, Helotiales, Helotiaceae.
CCAUAACAAUACCAACCUCCAUCAACACUCGAAUGGAUUCUAUACAUCCACAGCCACGAGAGAGCGCAUUAUGGAGCCGCUGCUAAAACGCCAGCGUCUUUACUCACCUAUUCGCAACCAGUUUCUGCGAACGUUCUCGAGGGAACAAGGCUACGAUAUUCAUGAGCGCGAUGAGCUACAAGAUUACGAUGACUUGGAGCAACCCCGGCGGGGCUAUGAAUCCGAGGAAGAAGAUGACGAGGAUGACGAUGAUACGAUAGAUUCAGUGCCAGAUCCGGACUCGGAACUGCAGCAGAAAAGGAUGCAAUUGGAUUUCAAAUUAAAGUCAACAUUCGAGUCGAUUUUCGAAAAGUACGGCAAGGACUUUGAAGGCAUUGGGGAUGAGAUUGAUUUGGGAACUGGAAGAAUCGUUGUCGACAAUGGACACCUUUCCGCGAUGCGACAUGAAAGAGACGCCGGAUCCCGAUUAUACGACGAAUCUACCGAAUAUACAGAGGAGUCGGUCGAGAGCUCGCUUGGAGGUGAUGAUACGUUAUUCGAGUACGAUGAGGACGAAGAGGAAGAGGAAGAAGAAGAGGAAGUAGAAGAGGGCGUUGAAGAAAUCGAGGAAUAUUAUAUUGGAGAUGGGGAGGAUGAUGACAUGGAGGAUGAUAUGAUUUUGAGGGGGUUUACAAAGGCAACUCAGAAUAUUCAGCCAGAGCCAGCCCAUUCUAGACGGCCUCCUAAUUUCGUCGAGAAUACCAGGACAAUUCUUGAACCUCGUCAGAUUGCGCCAACCACAGUACAAAACUCUCUUCGCCCAUCCCAUUCCGCGACUCUGGCUGAGUUUGGCUCUCAAAUUCACCAAUAUGUAUCAGAACAGCAUUCACGCCGAAAUAUCGACGUUGACCCCGCAUGGCAGGCACCCAAGUUGUCAAUGAUAGAAGUUCCACGCAAUCAAGACACCGAUAAUCCCUGGCGUAUACCACCCCUACCAAGCCCUCCACGCAAACACAUCGAGAGGGGACUAUCGUGGCAGACCGUUCCACCAAAUCAGAAUACAAAUAAUCUAGCAUCCGCCUGGAAAGUCCCGGAAUUACCUGACCGAAAUUGGAAUAGCAGGAAUGAUAUUGAACCUUGUUGGCGCAUCCCUGAACUUCCUGUGUCCGUACCAAGGACACGUCCCGAUCUAAAUAUGAACUUCAAGCCAGCUUUUAAAAGACAGAAAUCGUCUCCUGUGGCGGUAUCAAGGCCACGUCCAGAUGAAAAUACGAGCGUCAAGCCAGCUUUUAAAAGACGCAAAUCGUCUCCUGUGGUUGCUGAUUCAGUAUGGGCGGAACCAGAGAAGGAGCGCCGAAAUAAUCCCCUUGCCAAGAAUAACCGCAAUCCAUUCACAGUUGAAGAUGACCACGUUCUACUGGAUUGUGUCAAAAAAGCGAGAAUUCGUGGUAUAAUAAUGGAUGGAGAAUUUUGGAAAGGGAUGGAAGCUCAGGUGUGUAUUCAUUCCCUUUACUCCUUCGAGUCUCUUUCGCUAAAAGAAUACAGUACCCGCGCCACCCUUUUAGAAGUUGGAAGCAACGAUACGAAAAGAAAUAUUCAUAUCUCGAACCAGAUGAAAUUGGGGAGCCGGAAUCGCUGAGAACCACGGAUUCUGAAAGCUUCAGGGUUCCUUCUCGACUUCCAAGCCCGCCAAAAAAAAGAACCUUCUUGAAAAAGUCACCCGAGAGACCUUUGCCCAUUCCAAGUCGCCUAAUUCCAGAACCAGUGGUCAACCAACCUAAGAGUUCGGCACCGAUAAAGCCUCAAUAUGCUGAAAAGCCUCGCCAGCCUACCCAGCAAGAUUCCAGAGUAAUUACUUGGUCCAGAGCUAUCGAUGCCACUAAAACACCGGUCCCAGAAGGGCAUACCGAAGACCUCCCCGAUGCAAGGCAAGCGAUUGGGAGUAUUCUUGGUAAGAGGAGGUAUAGCCAGUCGGAAAUCAAAUCAUCAUACACUCGGCAUAUUGAUCAAAGACCAUGCGACUCUGGUCAAUCUAUGUUCUCUAGUCACAGUAAUCGAGUCAUCAACGAUUAUCAAAUACCAGAUCAGCCACAACGACAGUUUAUUGAUUUGACUGAAACUCCAUCGGAGAAAGACGAUGGACUUAUCCUUCCUCCAAUGAUUCAUGAAAAACCUCCAAUUGGAACUGCUCCAUGCCCUCACAAGGAUUGUAAGAGUUACCCUUCAAGGUUCUACCAGCUGGACAGAACGAUAGAGGAAGACUCCUCAGAAAUGGCUGUUCAUCUUUUUGAAGACCACCGUACUACAGCUUUCCCAUGCGGAGAGUUAAAUUGCCCUUACGUGGGCGAAAACGGAUACUUUACACAAUUUGAGCUGGUAGAGCACGUCAAAAGUGCUCAUCCCAACAGUGCAGCGUUGCGGCGACUCGAAGGACGCGUGAGCUCAACUCUUUUAGCGGGUGUAAAGCCUGUUGAUGCCCACAUUAGAUCUAGCUGGAUUAAUCCUGGUGAUACUGAAGUGGCAACUACACACCAAGAGUCCCACUACGAAUCUCCAAAAAUGGCUCAAAAAUCCCGUGUCUCAUCAAGUAGCCAACUUCCCUCUUCUGGCUCUGACAUGGAUCGCACUUUGACCCCAAGGGGCACGGCUGGUACAUCAAUGUAUACGCCUACGACUAGUGUUUCUUCGCUCAUAGUUAAUCACCCCUCUGCACAUAGCGAUCCGGGAGAGGGUCUCAACCAAGAUCGGUCUUCUUUACCAGUCGUGCAAACUACCGAGAACCAUCACAUCGAAGCUACACCAUCUACUUCGAAGGGCUUUAGCUCCAUCCGAGAGCCAACCAUCGUAGAAGAUGAAUUGCCCACUAGGAAAUUUUUCAAAGAACAGGAUCAGAAUAUUCAUCUCCCUGAUGCGCAACAAAGCUUUUCUUCUACUGCUGGCAUCUUGGGAAGUGAUGAUGCGGACAGUGUAGGAACCGAUAGAACCCAUCUAGCACAGUAUGUUCAAAGUCCAGUCGUGGACCAAUCAUCCCCCUUGAGACCAAGAACUUCACUUCGCUCAAGUAUCCCAGAUUCACAGGGUUCUGCGGCUGUGGUACAACUAUCACGCGAGCCUGUUCUACCUGAAAAUGCAACACCUCAAAAUAAUGCCAAAGAGACAACGAGCUUGCCGCGAAAAUCACCGUCAACCGUGGACACUCCCGCCAUACCCAAAGUCGCCCCAGCGACAAGACCUCAACCACCUCGUGCUGAAAGAUCACUACCUAAACAAACUUUCAAGACACCUGCCAGAAAAGGGAGAAAUAUACAUCCUGGCUCAGCAGUCGAGGGAGAUGAUGAGCUCAAUCUGACAGCCGAUGGAUUCCUCCUCCUUGCUUCGAAAUCCAGAAGCAGGCCAUUGCCUUUGGAAACGCCAGAAAAGGUAAAGCGAGAAGAGACUGCAGACAUUAUAGACGUCAAUCCAAAAUCAUCUGUUUCUGCGAAGAGAACGAAGAGAAAGCUGAAUCAAAUUCUGGAUGACGACGAUAUUGAUGAGCUGACUGCAGACUCCCCAAUGCAUUGCAUCUCAUCAAUUGGUUCAUCUGCAAGAAAACAAGUCAAGGUAAAGACAGAAGAGGAACUUAGAGCUACUGGCACCCAGCCCUCCCAUCAGAAGCACCGAAUAGUAAAACAACCAAAACCACGGAAAGUUGUUCAUCAAUCCCGUCCCGCCGUUCCGGGAUUGAGUGGGCGGAAAUCGCAAACUCCUCGAUCAGCUUCCAGAGUUGGGCCUGUUCUGGGACCCGCUCGUACCAUUACACCUUUACUUGACCUCACUCCAGCAAAGAAGAGAGGUGCCCAUGCGAACCAGAACUUCGCGGCCCCCGAUUUAGCAGGUGCUAGCUCAUCGCGAGCUGAUGUUCCUACCACUCACAACGAGGGAUCAUCGUCACCGAUGGAGGCUCUUAUCACACCAUCAGGCAAAUCAUAUCGUCAGGGCAGUGUAGAAAUUAAAGAGGAAGUCACAGUUCCCGUAGUGAUUGUCAGGACUCCACUAGGCACAUUGAAGAAAUGCGGAGAGAAUGGAUUUGCGUGUAAGAAAUCUUUCUGCUUUCGUUGUGGGAAGUCCAAAUUGGGUGGAUCUUGAGCUUGUUUUGGUGGUCAUUUCGGUACAUACGAUUAGUAAUUAUGGCGGAGAUAUACUGGUCAUAUAGUCGGGAUCAU